This is a messenger RNA of Athene cunicularia (burrowing owl), 1190 nucleotides long. RefSeq names its product midkine (gene MDK). The coding region runs from base 50 to 478 and encodes 142 amino acids. Gene Ontology annotation, molecular function: growth factor activity. NCBI's taxonomy places the organism in Eukaryota, Metazoa, Chordata, Aves, Strigiformes, Strigidae. The transcript is spliced from 4 exons. The record is from RefSeq and is a predicted model, not a curated record.
UGCCCCCAACCCCUCACCUGCCUCAUCCUCUCCCUCCUCCCCAGGCAGGAUGCAGGUCCGGGGCCUCCUCCUCCUCCUGGCACUGAUCCUGCUGGCUGCCACUGCUGAGGCUGGCAAGAACAAGAAAGAGAAGGCAAAGAAGGAUGGCUCCGAGUGUGAGGACUGGCGCUGGGGACCCUGCGUCCCCAACAGCAAGGACUGUGGCCUGGGCUACCGCGAGGGAACUUGCAAAGACGAGAGUAAGAAGCUCAAGUGCAAGAUCCCCUGCAACUGGAAAAAGAAGUUUGGAGCUGACUGCAAGUACAAAUUUGAGAGCUGGGGGGGGUGUAGUGCUCAGACAGGUGUGAAGACUCGCUCCGGCAUCCUGAAGAAAGCCCUGUACAAUGCCCAGUGUGAGGAGAUCGUCUAUGUGACCAAGCCCUGCUCUUCUAAGAUCAAGUCGAAAUCCAAAGCAAAGAAAGGCAAGGGGAAGGACUAGAGCGGGAAGCCAGCAUCCUCAUCAACCCCUCGACACAGUACCCACAGGGCUGGAUGCCCAGCUGCAGCCGGCCCAUGCUCCAGUCUUCCUCCUCCUCUCCUUCCUCCUUUCCCUGACCUCUUUCACUGAGUUGCCUUGUUUUAAUUGCUAGUGUUGUAGAGAGCAAACCCACCCACCCCACAGGAGGGGCUGCCCCCCUUCCCUGCUGCCCCACCACCACUGCCAGCGUGUCCCACUUGCCUCCUCUCACCUGAUGUUGGGGUUUGCUGGGAUGUGCCUGGGAGAGCUGGCAUGGGAACACAUAUUUUUCCACCCUCCAGCACAAAUUAGUUGCCUUUAGCACAAUCUUUGGCAAGCCCAGGAGCCUCCUCACUCCUCCACCGGUACCAGUGCUGGAGGGAAGGGCUGAGUGUUGAAUGCUUGAGUAACCCCAUCACUCAUUCCCUUUACUCACAUGAGGACUGCUCUCUGCUCAGGGAGCUUCUUCCAGCAUCCCUUCAGCCGGGGCACAACUUCCCUGCAGCAGGGAAUGGGGAAAAGAAAGCCACUGCCCCUGGGAUCCACCAUGUCCCCUCCUCCGUCACUUCUAACUGUGUGUCCAUGCUGGGGCUGCAGCCCCUCUGCCUUCGACAUGCCAACGCUGGUGCUGGGUGGAAGCUCUCACUUCUUUUGGAAAAUGGGGUUUGUUUUCUUUUCCAAUAAAAAUCUUUUU